Molecule: messenger RNA, 1359 nt
Organism: Haliotis rufescens (red abalone)
Lineage: Eukaryota; Metazoa; Mollusca; Gastropoda; Lepetellida; Haliotidae
Product: elastin-like
Exons: 1
Coding region: 1-1359 (452 amino acids)
Source: RefSeq, a predicted model, not a curated record
AUGGUCAAACCGGGGGUGAAAGCGGGACCACUCAAACCGGGGGUGAUAGCAGGAACAGUCAAACUGGGUGCGAUGGCAGGAACAGUCAAACUGGGUGCGAUGGCAGGAACAGUCAAACUGGGUGCGAUAGCAGGAACAGUCAAACUGGGUGCGAUGGCAGGAACAGUCAAACUGGGUGCGAUAGCAGGAACAGUCAAACUGGGUGCGAUGGCAGGAACAGUCAAACUGGGUGCGAUGGCAGGAACAGUCAAACUGGGUGCGAUAGCAGGAACAGUCAAACUGGGUGCGAUGGCAGGAACAGUCAAACUGGGUGCGAUGGCAGGAACAGUCAAACUGGGUGCGAUGGCAGGAACAGUCAAACUGGGUGCGAUAGCAGGAACAGUCAAACUGGGUGCGAUGGCAGGAACAGUCAAACUGGGUGCGAUGGCAGGAACAGUCAAACUGGGUGCGAUGGCAGGAACAGUCAAACUGGGUGCGAUGGCAGGAACAGUCAAACUGGGUGCGAUGGCAGGAACAGUCAAACUGGGUGCGAUGGCAGGAACAGUCAAACUGGGUGCGAUAGCAGGAACAGUCAAACUGGGUGCGAUGGCAGGAACAGUCAAACUGGGUGCGAUGGCAGGAACAGUCAAACUGGGUGCGAUGGCAGGAACAGUCAAACUGGUUGCGAUGGCAGGAACAGUCAAACUGGGUGCGAUAGCAGGAACAGUCAAACUGGGUGCGAUGGCAGGAACAGUCAAACUGGGUGCGAUGGCAGGAACAGUCAAACUGGGUGCGAUAGCAGGAACAGUCAAACUGGGUGCGAUGGCAGGAACAGUCAAACUGGUUGCGAUGGCAGGAACAGUCAAACUGGGUGCGAUGGCAGGAACAGUCAAACUGGUUGCGAUAGCAGGAACAGUCAAACUGGGUGCGAUGGCAGGAACAGUCAAACUGGGUGCGAUAGCAGGAACAGUCAAACUGGGUGCGAUGGCAGGAACAGUCAAACUGGGUGCGAUGGCAGGAACAGUCAAACUGGGUGCGAUAGCAGGAACAGUCAAACUGGGUGCGAUGGCAGGAACAGUCAAAAUGGGUGCGAUAGCAGGAACAGUCAAACUGGGUGCGAUAGCAGGAACAGUCAAACCGGGGAUGAUGGCAGGAACACUCAAAUCGGGGGUGAUAGCAGGAACAGUCAAACUGGGUGCGAUAGCAGGGACAGUCAAACCGGGGAUGAUGGCAGGAACACUCAAAUCGGGGGUGAUAGCAGGAACAGUCAAACUGGGUGCGAUAGCAGGGACAGUCAAACCGGUGAUGAUAGCAGGAACAGUCAAACCGGGGAUGAUAGCAGGAACAGUCAAACCGGGAUGUGUGUGGGGGACGGGGUGA